AUGGACUUACACCUCGACGAGAGCGGCCUGAUCCUCUGCGCCAGGCUUCUCAACUAUGACAAGGAAUGGGUGGAUGCGACCUUCGAUCUGUCCACCAUAUACGCAGGCAAGAAGGGCGAGCUCAAAUAUGAGACCCCAUACGAUCCCGGUCCGGAAGACUUCGAAGACGAAGACGCUCGAUCCCAUGAUGGACAUCUUCUGGCCGCCAUUGUCAAAGAAAACCCACAAGUGACGCCCAAAGCCGAACAUUCAUCUUCGGUAUGGGACUUCGACUCGUCUCCAUUCCAUUGCCAGACUGUCGCCGUGGCUGCGGCCUUGGUCCCUGCUGUCUUCGCAGAACCAGAGAUUUUCUACUCGCUUUCGAAUCCUUCAACGGUCACGACCGAUACCUUUCGCUCGUCCAAACACGCAUGGACUGCUACGACCCAGACCAGCACUCAUGAUACCCGUUCAUCCCAGGCACCCACCAAGACUGGCAGCCGCUCCCGGACUCCCGGCUGGCCUCCUUCAAGCAAACACAAUAGUCCUGGGCGCCCAAUCGCCGGCAGCAGCACCAGGGGCUCCAUCAGCGCUACCUCUAGCACUAUUACGUCUUGCCCUUCUAAUGCUACAAACUGCGACUCUGGAACUGUGACCGCGGACGACGUUGCCAAAGCUACUGCAAAGGUUCUCGACGUCGGCACGUCGAUCAAUGUGGAGAUUAGGUGCUAUGGUAACUUCUGCGCCCCCGUCCUCCCCUGUGACAAUUGCGGCUACUUCCGUGUUUUCUGUAAGAACAAGGACUGCUACGUUGAGCGCUGCUCAAUCGAGGAGCGCAACACCCUCAUCCUAUGGUCACACGCCGAGGGCAAGUUCUGCUACGCUCCCGACACGCAGGCCGAGAGCAACGAGUGGAUCAGCUGCGUGGAGGGCAAGUGCACUUUCAGACUGUGCGGCGGUGACGAGUGCAACAAGAACCUGCUCUAUCACGGCGAGACGUGUAUUUGGCAAGAAUCCCGUGACGAGAGUUACAAUCAGAAGAUGCACAAUGGCAAGCUUUGCAAACCCCGGCCUGAUCGCAAGGAGCUUCCUCCGCAACCACACUGGGGUGGCCAUUACAAGAACGACAGCAUCGUUGAUCCCCAGCCGCUUUUGCAACACUGGCUCUACAGCAGUGACGUUGACGACGCUGCCCUCGCAAUCCUGGACCGACCAGACCUCGAGGGCGUUCAAGCGCUCUACAGGUGGAGGGAUCUCGAGUCUGAGAAGGCAAAGUAUGACUUUUCCAAAAUCAUUGAAGACUUGAAACGUGUUCAGGCCAAAGGCAAGAAGCUUUGGGUCCAGCUGCAAGACAGGACCUUCUUUAUCAAGAACAUCCCAACGCCAAAGUACAUGCAGACACCACUCUACAGCAACGGCAGUGUGCCGACUUGCGACGGCGAGAAUUGCGAAAGGAACUUUGAGCAUGGUGGUUGGAUGGCGGCGCAAUGGAAUCCUCACGUGCGCGAGCGCUUCCAAGCACUAAUGAAGGCCAUGGCAGACGAACUGGACGGCCAGAUCUACGGUCUCAAUCUUCCAGAAACUUCAAUCGAGGUGGAGCAGGGCAAGAACAACUACACCAGUGAGGGCUACUUUCAAGGCGAGUUGGAAAAUGCCGCGUAUGCCGCAAGUGUGUUCGAAAAAUCCUACGUGGUUCAGUACGUUAACUUCUGGCCCGACGGAUGGGAGAAUAACAACAACUACUUCACAAAGUCCUUCAGCUUUUACGCCAAGCAUGGCGUCGGGGUGGGCGGGCCGGAUCUGAUUCCAUACGACAAAGGACAAGAGAAGAACUCAUACCCAUUCCUGAGAGAGUAUCGCGACAAGGUUCCCAUCAGCGUUGUGGCUGUCCAAGAGCCUGAUUUGAAAAAGAUAUACAACGAAACUGGCAAGCCCUUUACAAAGGAGGAGUUUGUAGACUAUGCUACAAAACGGCUUGGCGUCAGGAUUAUCUUCUGGGCAACAGCCUCUCCGUGGCUCAACGGGACAAGAAAGGCAUGA
This is a messenger RNA of Hirsutella rhossiliensis, 2019 nucleotides long. RefSeq lists its product as uncharacterized. NCBI's taxonomy places the organism in Eukaryota, Fungi, Ascomycota, Sordariomycetes, Hypocreales, Ophiocordycipitaceae. Bases 1 to 2019 code for a protein of 672 amino acids. The record is from RefSeq and is a predicted model, not a curated record. The transcript is spliced from 3 exons.